AAGGCCCAAAAUAUUAUUUAUAUUGUUUUUUUCAUAACGGUGGAUGGUGGUUCUCUUCCAGUUUUCCCCAACAGAAUCAUAAACACUGACGGUUGCGUCCACCGAUUUGGUAUCGUUAGCUAUGAAUACUCGAAGGGACUUCCGUGGAAACAGAUCUGCUCUCUUUGAUGAAAUUGAAGAUGGUGGUAUUAGGGCCUCUUCUUCUUACUCCUCCCAUGAGAUAGAUGAACAUGAGAAUGAAAGAGCAAUGGAUGGGCUGCAAGACAGAGUUCUUAUGCUGAAAAGGUUGACGGGAGAUAUCCAUGAAGAAGUGGAGGGUCAUAACCGCAUGCUGGAUAGAAUGGGCAACRAUAUGGAUUCAUCAAGAGGUAUCCUCUCCGGGACGAUGGAUAAAUUCAAGAUGGUAUUCGAGACAAAAUCAAGCCGGAGGAUGUUUACGCUUGUGGCCUCGUUUGUGGUGGGUUUCCUAGUCAUAUACUAUCUCACUAGGUAACUCGAUGAUCGGUUGAGCCAUGUUUCAAAACCUACCRAUGAUGCUCUUAUGAUCUGUGGUUCUUUAUGUAAAGAAAUCUUGAUGAAAUAGAGUUUCGUGUACUGGAUAAAAAAUCGUUGUUUGUAUACUGUUUCUUGUGUUUUUCGUUAUCGUUCUCUCUUUCAUGUUCUCCAUAUUUUGUACUCGCAAUUCUUUAUUUUUCCGUCUCAAUGGUAUAGUUUCUCGAUUUUGUUC
This is a messenger RNA of Cynara cardunculus var. scolymus (artichoke), 727 nucleotides long. RefSeq names its product bet1-like SNARE 1-1. The coding region runs from base 122 to 493 and encodes 123 amino acids. Lineage: Eukaryota; Viridiplantae; Streptophyta; Magnoliopsida; Asterales; Asteraceae. The record is from RefSeq and is a predicted model, not a curated record. The transcript is spliced from 6 exons.